GCGGGCCCCCAGGCGGAGCGGCGGGCCCCCAGGCGGAGCGGCGGGCCCUCAGGUGGAGCGGCGGGGUACCGGGCCCUCAGGCGGAGCGGCAGGGCCCUCAGGCGGAACGGCGGGCCCUCAGGCGGAGCGGCGGGCACCGGGCCCCCAGGAGAGGCGGUGGGCACCGGGCCCGCAGGCGGAGCGGCGGGCACCGGGUCAUCAGGCACGACAGUGGGUUCCGAGUCAACUGACAUGACCGCGGGCACUGGGUCAGACAUUGGAUCGUCUGGCUCGACAGCGGGCAUCGGGUCACCAGGCAUCAGGCUGAAUCAGUUCAUGAGGCUGGGUAGAGGCAUCAGGCUGGGUAAAGACAUCAGGCUGAAUUGUGGGCGCCGAGGCACCAGGCUGAUCCACGGAAGGCAGGUUCUCAGACGGCAGGCUCACCGGUUUGGAUACUGGCAGGAUGGUACUGGUUGGAAAGAAUUUUCGCUUUUUUUCUGGUUUUAACUACUGGAGCACUGCAAGUAAACGCAGGUCUGCAAACGAAUGGAGCAGCUGAGGACAGAGGAGAGCUGGAGGAUGGAACAGAGGAGGGAGCAGUUGCUACAGAGGACUUCUUUACAGGGUUAAAGAAAGGAUAGGUGCAGCGAGUGGGAGCAGA
Staurois parvus is the source of this 640-nucleotide messenger RNA. Lineage: Eukaryota; Metazoa; Chordata; Amphibia; Anura; Ranidae. The record is from the annotation of a GenBank genome assembly.